AUGACCGUGGCUAAACUUAACCAAUUUAUCGCGGCUGACCAAGAUGUUCAAGCCCUUGAACAAGGGGGCUAUGAAAUCCCUAAAGAUAAAACUAAUGCCGAAGAAAAACUUGACAUUUCGCAACGAGGAACCCAUCUUUUAAAGUUCUUUUAUGAAAAAAAUAAAGAUGGCAAAGAAGAACCAACCGAAGUAAUUGGUGGCGAUAAAGGAACGGCUGGCCACUUGGCCAUUGGAACUGGUAUUGGCAAAUCUACCAAAGUAGUUAAUUGUUUAUGUAAAGGAGGAGAAAGACACAUUAUUUUAGUAACUACUAAUCAAACUUUAGUCGAUAGAGAAACUGAAAUGGUUUAUGUUCGUCGCGGAACCAUGGAACGAGCCACGGAAGAAGAUAUUAAAGAAAAUCGACACGACCCGGAUUUAAAAACGCUUUACAAAUCCCACGAAGGAAUAGAAGAAGGCAAAAAAGGCUUGUCGGUGAUGUAUUUUGGUCACUUAUUAGGAUUUGUCGCCCGUAGUCUUUUCGUCGAAAAAGACACUAUUAUCGUUUUUGAUGAAGCCGAUUGGACUGAUGCUGGGUUUCAAGCCUUACAAUUCGAAAUGAUUAAAGCGGGUUAUAAAGUGUUAAGAAUGUCCGCUACUUUCCCCGGAGUGGAUUUCUCGGCUACUUCUACUUAUCCCCGGAAAAUAAUGUAUACGGGAAGAUUAGACCCGAACAUGCCCGCUGGAUUAAUGAGAAUAAGAAAUUCCGAACAUGCCGAAAAGCUGGAAACUAUGCGCGUUAAUACCGAAGAAAUGGUGCAAACUGGUCGCAUUUGGAUUUUCCUGAAAAGUUUAAAGUUAAGUGAUGAACAAGUUAGAAUUUUAGGAAACAAUGCCUCUUACAUGCUUUAUACUCCGGAAUUUGAUGAAAACUGCGAAGAGAUUACUUAUGGUCGUCCCGCUGGUUCGGCUGAUGGAGUUGAUGGCGAUAAAGACAGGGGGGUUAGUCCGAAAAUUGAUGCCGUGAUUUGUUUAGGGGCAACCGAAACUACUAAUUUACAAAAAUUUUUUACUUAUUCCGAGCCAACGCUCGGACUUACUACCAAAUCUUCUUCCGUGCAACAAUUUGGUCGAGUAGGUCGCCAUGACCCGGGAUUAGUCAUUACUCUAAUUAAAGAGUUUGGGGAGAUUGAUUUAAGCGAUAAUGUUUCCGCCGCGAUGGUGAAAGCUUGUUUUGAUGGAAAUGUUAAGCAAAUUGAAGAAAAGGCUUAUAAGCAAAUUUACGAUGUGGAUAUUUUGAGGGGAGCCUUAUCUUAUCCUGACCCCAAAACUUUCGGUAAAGCCCCCGAGGAAAUAUUGAUUGGUUUAAAAAUCACCAAGGAUCAGCAAAGUAAAAAAGAGAAAUUGACUCAAUUAGUUUGA
Paraglomus occultum is the source of this 1401-nucleotide messenger RNA. The record is from the annotation of a GenBank genome assembly. Lineage: Eukaryota; Fungi; Glomeromycota; Glomeromycetes; Paraglomerales; Paraglomeraceae.